This is a messenger RNA of Eremothecium sinecaudum, 1599 nucleotides long. RefSeq names its product Vrp1p (gene VRP1). Bases 1 to 1599 code for a protein of 532 amino acids. The transcript has a single exon. Gene Ontology annotation, molecular function: actin binding. Lineage: Eukaryota; Fungi; Ascomycota; Saccharomycetes; Saccharomycetales; Saccharomycetaceae. The record is from RefSeq and is a predicted model, not a curated record.
AUGGCCGGUCUUCCGCCACCUCCACCGCCACCUCCACCACCACUCACUGGUAAUGGGGGUAAUGCUUCUCCUGCACCUGCAGCAAAUGUUAUGGCAGGAAGAAAUGCAUUAUUAUCUGAUAUUAGAAAGGGUUCGAGGCUAAGGAAAGCUGAAACAAAUGAUAGAAGUGCUCCUUUGCUGGCUAGUGGGACGACAAAUUCCUCUAGUGGUUCUUCUGUACCCAUGAGCAGUCCCAAUGGAGCUGGUAGGCCAGGUGUACGUUCGCCGAUGCCUUCUGGUCCACAAUUGGGUGAUAUUUUUGCCGCAGGGAUUCCGAAAUUGAAACCAACAAGACAGGCAAAUGCUCCACCAGUUCCCGUUGGUGGAGCACCGCCAGUGCCGACGAGUGUGCCCCCUUCUAUGUCUUCUGGUCGUCCUGUCUCCUCGAAUACUAGUCCCCCACAAUCGCCCCCCCCUGUUAUUCCGAAUGUAGGGCCGCCAAAGUUAAAUCGACAAAAUGCGCCAGAGGUGUCAAGAAGUCCCCCUGUAAAUGCCAGAAAUCCUUCGGUUCCUCCUCCUCCUCCUCCUCCUCCUCCUCCCCCCCCCUCUAAUUUAGCGCCUCCAUUACCUAGCGUUGGUGCUCCAACUACCCCUCCACCACCAAUACCAAAUGCUGCGGCUCCUACUGUUCCUUCACCUGGUUCUAUUCCUUCACCCACAAUAUCCCAGAUACCGUCCGGUGGUAGCCUUCCAUUCCUGGCGCAGAUACAAAAGAAACGAGACGAUCGUUUUGUGGUCGAUGGCACUUCCGGCUAUACCACUCAAAAAUCUCAGGAAGAAUUGGAUGAGCCAAGCAGCAAGGCAACUCCUGUAGUGCCGGUGACACAACAGCGUUCCGGCAAUCCAAUGCAGGACGAACUUGCAGCUAGAAUAAGACAAAAACCUUCACAGCAGAAACCACCUGUGAUGGCACCACCACCACCUCCGGCGGCACCACCGCCACCGGCAGCCCCAGCACCGCCACCACAGACAAGCUCUCCAGCACCUCCUUCAAACCCACCUCCAUUUCCUCAGUCUGGUGCACCUCCUCAUCUCUCAUCUCAGCAUAGAAGGUCGAGUUCAAAGCAUUUUGCUGCUGCAGUUCCCGUACCAUCUCCUCCACCAAUUCCUACCUCACAUGCCCCUGAAUUGCCCACGUCUCCUCCACCCGCAGCUGCAUUCAGUCCUCCUGCUACAUUUGAGGAUACUAUACCAAUAAAUAAGGCUCCUCCCCCUCCUCCACAGCCAGUCUCCGAAACGGCUGUACAGACGCCAGGUUCCUCUGCACCAUCGACUUCUAGGAAACAUCGAAUCUUUUCUACAAUUGAAGAUGGCAACGCAGAGCAGCCGGCAAAUAUUCCUCCUGCAGCGGCCGACAUUGAUAGCACACAAUUCACCAUCAGAAGUGUCAAUAGUGGUGCUGAAUUCGACUCAAACUCACGCACGGCAAUAGACGACCGGAGGUUCAAAUUCGUUAAUGCUAGUGAUCUUCCGAAACCUAGGAAGUUCACAGGCAUCACCAAGCUGUACCCAAGUGGUAGAGGUAGCAGUGUGCCCUUAAAUUUAAAAUUAUUUACAUAA